CCUCAGGGACCAUGUAUGUGGCCGGUUGCAGGGAGUAAGGGAGGGCGAGACCCUGAGAGGCCCAUGGUACCCCCAAAGACUUGGCUCUGUGCACUCCUGCUGGCGCUGUUGGGGUUUGCGCUGGGCUGGGCCGGGCCACGCUCCUGCAGCAUCCCCGACGUGCUUCACCACUAUCGUGCUGUCAUCUUUGAGGACCUACAGGCCGCCAUGAGGCAGGUCGAGCCAGAGGCCCGAAAGACAGGGCUAGGCUCCAGACCCCACCGUUUCAUUCAGAAAAACCCGAUUGGGGCUAGCGGAGGGCGGGGACAUCCUGAGGUCUCCUGCAGUGGUCAGGAGGAGCACAGUAUCCUACUGUCCAUUAAGUCUCUGGGUCGGACUCUGCGUGGGGCAGUAGCAGGGGGCCGCCGUGGAGCCCUGGAGAAAGCCGUGUGGACCGUGGCCGUUCGUACGGAAGCAGUGAUGCGCCGCCACUGCUGGACGCUGCGCCAGGAGGGAGCCAUGGACCUGCUGCGGGAGCUGAAGGCCAUGCCUAUCACGCUGCACCUGCUCCAGUCCACCCGUGUUGGGAUGUCUGUCAACUCCCUGCGGAAGCAGAGCUCGGACGAGGAGGUCAUUGCACUGGCCAAGUCUCUCAUCAAGUCCUGGAAGAAGCUCCUGGAUGUUUCUGAUGCUAAAACCAGGGAUCGAGGGAGGGACACAUCUCUACCCACAUCGUCCACAAAGAAUGCCUCAGAGGUCAUGGACCCCAGCCGGAAGAGGCUGGACCUGCCCAGGAUGUCAUCCACUCCAAGGAUCACCACAUUCCCUCCGGUGCCCGUUACUUGUGACGCUGUACGCAACAAGUGCCGUGAGAUGCUAACCACCGCCCUGCAAACAGACCAUGACCAUGUGGCAGUCAGUGCAGACUGUGAGCGUCUAUCGGCUCAGAUCGAGGAGUGCAUCUUCCUGGAUGUGGGAAACACAGACAUGAAGUACAAGAAUCGUGUGAGGAGCCGUAUCUCCAACCUGAAAGAUGCCAAGAACCCAGUGCUUCGGAGGAAUGUGCUAUGUGGUGCCAUAACACCCCAGCAGAUUGCGGUGAUGACAUCGGAGGAGAUGGCGAGUGAUGAGCUGAAGGAGAUCCGUAAGGCCAUGACCAAGGAGGCCAUCCGGGAGCACCAGAUGGCCCGCACGGGUGGCACACAGACUGACUUGUUCACCUGUGGCAAGUGCAGAAAGAAGAACUGCACCUACACGCAGGUGCAGACUCGUAGCUCUGAUGAGCCCAUGACCACCUUUGUUGUCUGCAAUGAGUGUGGAAACCGCUGGAAGGCACACCAAGAUGAAGACAGCUACCAAUAUUUACAUCUUUAAUCUGGCUCUGGCAGAUACCCUGGUCCUGCUCAC
Messenger RNA from Fukomys damarensis (Damara mole-rat), 1386 nucleotides. RefSeq names its product transcription elongation factor A protein 2. Gene Ontology annotation, cellular component: nucleus. The coding region runs from base 16 to 1353 and encodes 445 amino acids. The record is from RefSeq and is a predicted model, not a curated record. Gene Ontology annotation, biological process: transcription elongation by RNA polymerase II; DNA-templated transcription. Lineage: Eukaryota; Metazoa; Chordata; Mammalia; Rodentia; Bathyergidae. Gene Ontology annotation, molecular function: zinc ion binding; nucleic acid binding. The transcript is spliced from 12 exons.